Messenger RNA from Neospora caninum, 1035 nucleotides. RefSeq lists its product as uncharacterized. Bases 1 to 1035 code for a protein of 344 amino acids. The transcript is spliced from 4 exons. The record is from RefSeq and is a predicted model, not a curated record. NCBI's taxonomy places the organism in Eukaryota, Apicomplexa, Conoidasida, Eucoccidiorida, Sarcocystidae.
AUGACAUUCAAUUUUCUCUGCAUCGGUUCCGCCGUUCUGGCGGUGGCCACAUCCUCACAGGCCGUGCACGCGUUGGAGAGGAAUCUAGCGGGCUCCAUCGAGAACGAUGCGAUGACCAGCGCUUCUCUCCUGUCGGAGGAUCAGAUGACGGUGACUUCAGCUUUGCAAUUGAAAUUGGACACCUGGUGCACCGAGGAGUUUGCACGGCUCUGUGCUACAAAUUUGCCCACAUUCUGUAAUCACAAAGCUGUAGCACGUUUUGGUAAAGGCAAUAAAAGUCAAAAAAACGACGUGUGGCGAUGUUAUGAACCCAGUAAGCUGCAAUCCACCAAACGAGAAGUGCAGUGCGUUGAUAACUGUGGGAAUUACGUUCCCUGCCUCGGGUCCGUUAACCCAUCAACAACGAUCCAUGCUUCCCGCCAUUCAGAAAUCUUGAACUUCCUUCAGCAGCAGGUCUCGCACUUCUGCAGUCCGAUUCAGAAGGCGGCGGAUGACUUUUGCAACCGCAAAACAAAGGGAAGCGUGGCCAGGAAGGCGCUUGCACAUGCCGGUCAAUCAGCAGGAGGGUGGAAUUGCGAGAACACGGGCAAUUUGACGUUCGAGACUGUGGGCUUGUGUGCGGACAAUUGCGGGAAGGACGAGGAAUGCGUCGGCGGUCCAAACAGUAAGCACGGAACAGAUACCAACCCUCAUGGCGAAGACAGCGACCUCAACACCUUCGUAAAACAGCAGUCGAACGGCUGUUCUUCAGGUGGUGGUUGCCUAUCGACCCCCGUUAAUCCUCCCUUAUGCUUGGAUGGAGUCGAAUCCGGGACACAUGCUGAGAGUGCCACAGAAUCAGAUCAUGAUAGAAUUGGUGAAAUAGAAUUUCUGUGUAGGGGGGAUAACGAACCCAGCUGCUCUCAAAUAACAAAGCAAAAAAUGCUGUGCCCUGCGUCAUCGGGAACAGGUGGUUUUCAAUGCCUCGCUGCAGCCGAACCAGGAAGCAUGCUGCACACGGCAAAACUGAAAGACUGCAUUCUUUGUAAGAGGUAG